AUCGAAAUGAAAACAAUUUUUUCGCAAUCAGUUCAAUUCAAAGUCCAGCUUUUUAUCUGCAGCUCUCAGGUUAGGGUUUUCGCUGGCGCCGUUUUUUUAUUUAUUCGAUCCGAGAGGGAACCUGUUCAUCGCUCUCGAUUCACACUCCAUUUCCAUUUCCCUAAGCUUUAUAUAAGAGAGGCACACGUGGGAUCAUAUUUCUAGCAGUAUACUUGUUUGAUACUGGCAGCGAGAAUAUGGCUAUGGAAAUCACUCAAUUCCUUUUAAGUGCACAAUCAGUUGAUUCAACAGUGAGGAAUCAUGCUGAAGAAACACUGAAACAGUUUCAGGAGCAAAACCUGCCUGGUUUCUUGUUAUCCCUUUCUGCAGAGCUUGCUAAUGAGGAGAAACAGGUUGAAAGCCGCAAACUAGCUGGUUUGAUUCUAAAAAAUGAUUUGGAUGCUAAGGAGCAGCACAGAAAGUAUGAGCUUAUUCAAAGGUGGUUAUCAUUAGAUGUGUCAGUGAAGAACCAAAUCAAGGCAUUGUUGUUACAAACCCUCUCAUCUACUGCAGCCGAUGCUCGAUCAACUGCGUCGCAAGUCAUUGCAAAGGUUGCAGGGAUUGAACUGCCGCACAAGCAGUGGCCUGAACUCAUCUUGUCCCUCUUGUCUAGUAUUCACCAGGUCCCUCCUCAUGUUAAGCAGGCGACACUCGAAACCCUUGGAUACAUAUGUGAAGAGGUUAUUCCAGAGGUUGUUGAUCAAGAUCAAGUAAAUAAAAUACUUACAGCUGUUGUUCAAGGCAUGAAUGCUAAUGAAAGUAAUGUUGAAGUUCGACUUGCUGCCACAAGAGCUCUAUAUAAUGCCCUUGGAUUUGCCCAGGCUAAUUUCUCCAACGACAUGGAAAGGGACUACAUAAUGAGAAUUGUUUGCGAAGCCACUCUUGCCCCAGAAGUGAAGAUUCGGCAGGCAGCCUUUGAGUGUUUGGUUGCUAUUGGGUCGACAUAUUAUGAGAAAUUAGCUCCGUACAUACAAGACAUAUUCAACAUCACAUCCAAGGCUGUCCGAGGUGAUGAUGAACAGGUUGCUCUUCAGGCAAUUGAAUUUUGGAGUUCCAUCUGUGACGAGGAAAUUAGCAUCCUGGAAGAGUGUGAAGGCGAUUUCACAGCAGAUUCAGAUAUUCCAUGCUAUUAUUUUAUAAAGCAGGCGCUCCCUGCACUUGUUCCUAUGUUGUUGGAGACACUUCUUAAGCAAGAAGAAGAUCAGGAUCUGGAUGAAGGUGCUUGGAAUAUCGCAAUGGCUGGUGGGACUUGCCUUGGUUUGGUAGCCCGGACAGUUGGGGAUGAUAUCGUACCACUUGUCAUGCCAUUUAUCGAAGAAAAUAUUACAAAAUCCGAUUGGAGGCAGAGAGAGGCAGCCACUUACGCCUUCGGUUCUAUAUUGGAAGGCCCUUCUCCCGGCAAAUUAAUCCGUACUGUCAAUGUUGCUCUGAAUUUCAUGCUUACUGCUCUCACUAAAGAUCCUAGCAGCCAUGUGAAGGAUACAACUGCUUGGACCCUGGGAAGAAUAUUCGAAUUUCUCCAUGGUGCAACUAUCCCGACACCAAUUGUUACUCGAGAGAAUUGUCAGCAGAUUAUCACAGUUCUUCUCCAGAGCAUGAAAGACGUCCCGAAUGUUGCUGAGAAAGCAUGUGGUGCUCUCUAUUUCCUUGCCCAAGGUUAUGAAGAUGUGGGCAGCACCGGCUCGCCCCUAACACCAUAUUUCCAAGAAAUUGUUCAGUCCCUUCUUAAUGUCACUCAUAGGGAGGAUUCCGGGGAAUCUCGACUAAGGACUGCUGCAUACGAGACACUCAAUGAAGUUGUGAGGUGCUCGACAGAAGAAACUGCUGGCUUGGUACUGGAACUUGUUCAAGUGAUCAUGACAGAGCUUCACAAAACUCUCGAGGCUCAAAAGCUUUCGUCUGAUGAGAGAGAGAAACAAAAUGAACUGCAGGGCCUUCUUUGCGGGUGCUUACAGGUCAUCAUUCAGAAAUUAAGUGCAUCAGAGGCCACAAAACAUGCUUUCCUACGGUAUGCAGACCAAGUAAUGGGUCUAUUUCUUCAAGUUUUUGCUUCUAGAAGCGCCACCGUGCACGAGGAAGCUAUGCUUGCCAUUGGCGCAUUUGCCUACGCAACGGGCCAAAACUUUGCAAAAUACAUGCCGGAUUUCUAUCAGUAUUUGGAGAUGGGCCUUCAGAAUUUCGAAGAAUACCAAGUGUGUGCUGUCACAGUUGGGGUCGUGGGCGACAUCUGCAGGGCAUUGGAUGAAAAGAUUCUUCCUUACUGUGACGGGAUCAUGACCCAUCUUCUGAAAGAUUUGUCGAGCAGCCAGCUGCACCGGUCUGUGAAGCCCCCGAUCUUUUCAUGCUUCGGAGACAUAGCUCUAACAAUUGGCGACAAUUUUGCAAAGUAUUUGAUGUACGCGGUGCCCAUGCUGCAGAGCGCCGCAGAGGUGUCUGUCCACACAUCAGGCGUUGAUGAUGAAAUGAUCGAAUAUACUAACCUUCUACGGAACGGAAUUUUAGAGGCGUAUUCUGGGAUAUUUCAGGGCUUCAAGAACUCUGCUAAAGCCGAGCUCCUGGUACAGCAUGCUCCCCACAUUUUGCAAUUCCUCGAUAGCAUUUACAUGGAGAAGGAUAUGGACGACGUUGUGAUGAAAACAGCCAUUGGUGUCCUCGGAGAUCUAGCGGAUACUCUGGGAAGUACUGCAGCUUCUCUGCUUCAACAGUCUCUGUCGAGUAAAGAGUUUUUAAACGAAUGUCUGUUGUCGGAUGAUCAUUUGAUCAAAGAAUCUGCCGAGUGGGCGAGGUUGGCCAUUAGUCGCGCCAUAUCUGUUUGAGCCGGUGCCCCGUCAGAGUCGAGAUUCCAUAGUAUGUUUACCUGCAUGCAUGCAUACAUACAUACAGUCAGGUCAUAAAGUCAUCGGGUCUGGUUUUGGUUAGUUUUUGUGGCUGGUCGGGUCAUUGUUAUUAUCUGACAACAGAAAGUACAUUUUCAACAUGUUGUCGCUAACUUAUGCAUCAGCAUGCGUCGUUUGCAGCGGAGGGUCGGGGGCGGGGGUGUCGAUCGCAGGGAAAAGCUGGCUUCUAAAACUUUCCGGAGGAAAUAGAAGAGACUGUCUGUUUCUGUGCCGAAGGGUGGUUAAUGUGGUAAGCAGGCGAACCCAUCCUCGACUGCAUUUUUUGGUCUGUUUUGAGUACUUUGUGUCGGGAGAAACUAUGAACAGGCAGUGUUAUGAAAAAAAACAUAUUGUAUCGCGUCAAAUGCCUUGUUUUUCAUGAUACUUUAAACGAGUCGUCGCUGCCUUUAUUUUUCUUUC
Molecule: messenger RNA, 3335 nt
Organism: Andrographis paniculata
Lineage: Eukaryota; Viridiplantae; Streptophyta; Magnoliopsida; Lamiales; Acanthaceae
Product: importin subunit beta-1-like
Exons: 3
Coding region: 237-2855 (872 amino acids)
Biological process (GO): protein import into nucleus
Cellular component (GO): nucleus; cytoplasm
Molecular function (GO): nuclear import signal receptor activity; small GTPase binding
Source: RefSeq, a predicted model, not a curated record